This is a messenger RNA of Sorghum bicolor (sorghum), 1566 nucleotides long. RefSeq names its product RING-H2 finger protein ATL16. Gene Ontology annotation, molecular function: transferase activity. NCBI's taxonomy places the organism in Eukaryota, Viridiplantae, Streptophyta, Magnoliopsida, Poales, Poaceae. Bases 348 to 1301 code for a protein of 317 amino acids. Gene Ontology annotation, biological process: protein ubiquitination. The record is from RefSeq and is a predicted model, not a curated record. The transcript has a single exon.
CGGCCUCGCGUGCGUACCGUACCGGCAGCCACAGCACUCAUCUCUUUCGCAAGUUGGCGUGCCGCAGUUUUCUAUUAACCGACGCGGCCGCGCACCGCGCGCUGCGCUGGUGCGCGCGGCCACCGGCUAGUUGUUCACCCCAGCCCGCACCUGUCUCUCCAGCAACCAGCAGGCUGCGGUGCUCUCGCUCGCGGGCUUGCUUCCUUGGAUCACUAGCUAGCUGCGUCGUGCGCCUAUUUCUUUCUCGGGCCGGUCGGUUAGCCGCCCGCCCGAGGCUGAUCUGUCCUCGCGCAGGCAUUGACUUUGCCCAGGCGAGCGAGGCCGAGGCGCACGCACGUCUGCCAGCGAUGGACGCGGCGGGCAUGGCGGCAGGCGCGCCGAUACCGGCGCCGGACGCGUCGUCGUCCCCGCCUCCGUACGACGGCAACGGCACGGCGGCGUUCCCGAUCGCCAUCGUCAUCGCGAUCGGGUUCAUGGUCACCUCGCUCAUCCUCAUCAGCUACUACUUCCUCGUCGUCCGCUGCUGGCUCCGCGGCGGGGGGCCCGGGUCCGGCGUGCUCCUCCACCGCGCGCGCCGCGAGGAUCGACACCUGGUGGAGCGCGUCUCGGCGGUGUUCUUCACCGACCACGAGGCCGCCGAGCUCCCCGGCGGGCUCGACCCGGACGUCGUCGCCGCGCUCCCCGUCGUCAGGUACCACCGCCGCCGGGCGAAGGACUCCGCGUCCGCGUCCGAGUGCGCCGUGUGCCUGGGCGAGUUCGCGCCCGGGGAGCGGCUCAAGCAGCUGCCCACCUGCUCCCACGCCUUCCACAUCGACUGCAUCGACACCUGGCUCCACCACAACGUCAGCUGCCCGCUCUGCCGCACCGUCGUCACCGGCGGCGCCGUCCUCCCCUUCGCGCGCGACGACCACGGCGACGCGUCCUGCCGCGACCUGCAGCUCGGGGAUGGGCGGCGCAUCUACGACGCCGCGGGAAGGGUCGGGUACGGGAGCUCCUGCAGGUUCCCGACCAAGACCGGCGCCGCCGCGCAGGAGCCCAUCACGCGCUCCUUCUCCAUGGACUGCUUCGCGGGCGGCCUCGGCCGGAAGCCGCAGACCAAGGAGCCUUCUACUGCUGGCAGCUCUGGGGAGGCCGGCCCGAGCCUUGCCGCCGCCGGCAGCAGCAACGUCGUCGCUGACCGCGGCGCUGGCGAGACGAGCGGCCGGUUCCGGCGGCUUCUGUCAUCGUUCGGGCUCGGCCGGAGCUCGCGGAGCACGGUGCUGCCGAUCCACCUCGAUCAACCUCGAUCCCUUGAGCCUUGAUCGGUCUCGAUUAACCCGUCCCCGCACUUGCUCGCUUCAUUGAUGAUUGGAUUGAGUCGUGUCGUGUGCAUGCGAUGUACAGCCAUAGAGGAGAGACUUCGCUUCUUGUUUACAGAGAUUAGUUCUUGCAUCAAUCUCGCGUGUUCCUGUGCACAUUGUCCUCGUGUUCGUACUUGAUGGAUCCGGAUCCGUGCUUGUUGGUGCACCAGAUGUCGUCGGAUGACAUGUCAACUAGUGCAACAUUGCCAUUGCCAUUGCCAUUUCG